Molecule: messenger RNA, 1584 nt
Organism: Oikopleura dioica
Lineage: Eukaryota; Metazoa; Chordata; Appendicularia; Copelata; Oikopleuridae
Source: the annotation of a GenBank genome assembly
AUGUUGCCGACCUCAGUUCACAGAAUUGGAAAAAACUCAGUCCUAUGUAAGUCGGAUCUUCUUGCGGACGCGUUCAAACGCUUUCUCGACGUAGAAAAGCAUAACUGGGUGUCCCUUACUCUCUCGAUUAUGGCGGAACAAUGCGCUGCAAACUCCGACUUCAAGGGUUAUUUAAAUUGGUUGCCGAAGAAGUCAGAAACUCUUCCUCAUUACUGGGGCAAAAGAAAUGAGAAUGCAUUGGACUUGCUCGGCCUAAAGGAGCAAAUUGACGAUGAUAACGAACGGCUUGAAAAUGACUGGUUAUUGGCUAAAAAAGUUGUGGAAAAGCUUCCAGAACGAUUUGGAAACAAGAGCAUUGACGUACUAAAAGAAGAAUUCAAACAGUACUCUCUAGUUGUGAUGAGCUAUUCUUUUGAAGAAGUAAAAGAACAAGAGGAAGAUUUGUUUUGCGAGAAAGAAGAGACAGAAGAACACAAAUUCCGAAUGAUGAUGCCUGUUGGCGAUCUGCUCAACCAUACAGCAGAUAAUAAUGCGAGAAUCGAGAUAGAUGACGACACUGGUGACCACACAAUAAAUGCAACGAAAAAAAUUAAAUCAGGAGAAGAGAUUUUCAACACUUUUGGAAAUAUGUCGAACAGUAGGCUGCUUCACAUGUAUGGCUUUGCCGAAGAGGCAAAUGACGCGGAUGAUGCUUACUUAUCGCCAGAAUCGAUCGAAAGCGGCAUUUACGAGUACGAAUCAAAAAUUCCAGCAAUAAAAGCAAAGAUCAAGCUAUUACAGAACCACGGGUUUAUGGAUGAAGUUCGUGUAUCAAAAGACGAAGAGUUGGUAGAAUCAUUUCGAGUGCUUUUGGCGAUUAUCGUUAUGGAAAAGCCAGCAUUCAACAAGAUGCUGAGACGCAUCAAAGCCGUGUGUACUUUCUUGCCAUUUUUUAUCACAUGGAUGGAGCGGCCUGACUACGAGUGGAGCUCCAUCUACUACGAGCUACUAGACCAGUACCUAGAGCACUCUUACAAAUCAGACAACAUCGAGCAAGUAUGGCAGGCGUUGGCAGACAGUGGCAUAAACUUUGCAACUUACGCCGUCGUGUUUGGUAUUGGCUACUCGAGUUUUAAACGAAUAAUAGCUGUCAAUAAUCGCAAAUUUGUGAGCAAUAUUCUUUACAAUAAUGGACGAAAAACGCUUUUAUUCCGAAGUAUCACUGUCGAUGGCAAAAGAGGGGAGUGGGUCGAGCUUCCUGUUAAGAAUUGCAUGUUUCAUUGUGGCGAGUUUAAUGCGAUCUCGAAAAGAUUGCUGCCUCCCGAGAAAAUCGCGCUAUGUGAAGACAUUAACGGGACAAAACACGACUCACAGUACGGAUACAGUCACGUGUCUUUCAGAUCAACAGAUAAUGAAAGUGAAGGAAAUAAAUCCCCUUGGAACUCGUUAGACCCUACGAAAAAGUAUAAAGACGGUGAUCUUAUAUAUUUCGUGCGGAAUGGCGCGCUCGCUAAUGAAGAAUUGUUUAAUGAAUGUUUCGCUUCUUUUGAAUUUUCUGGACAGCCGAGUAUUAUUUGUCUGCCCGAAACACAAUUCCAAGAAUAG